AAUUUCCGGUCAGGCUUUGACGAGACGACCAGCGGCGCAACGAAUAGGCUUAGAUUAGGAGGAGGAGGAGAAGGAGGCGAGGAGUAAAUAGUGCGUCCCUCAGUUCAGAGUAACCAGGCUUACGUGCAGUUGUCUUAUCCGAAUAAAACCUUGAUACAGUUUCCCCCCACGGAGCUUCAAUUUUUUCGACAAAUCGCGGGGACUGACCGUUUCGUUUCGUAGCUUUCGGUCGGCUUUGAACGAUGCAUUCCCUCUCAGUGAUAUCUGUCCUAAUUUUGGGCAUCGCCGUUCCAGCUUUAGCGGGCUACAUUGAGGCGCUGGCUGCCAAUGCAGGCACCGGCUUCGCUGUGGCCGAACCGCAGGUCGCCAUGUUCUGCGGGAAGCUCAACAUGCACGUGAACAUCCAGACAGGCCGCUGGGAGCCCGACCUGUCCGGCACCAAGACGUGCAUGGGCAGCAAGGAGGCCUUACUGCAGUACUGCCAGGAGAUGUACCCCGAGCUUCAGAUCACAAACGUGGUGGAGGCCAAUGAACCAGUGAAGAUUGAAAACUGGUGCAAGAAGGAUAAAAAGCAGUGCAAGGGCCACACACACAUCGUGGUGCCUUUCAAGUGCCUGGUGGGCGAGUUUGUGAGUGACGUCUUGCUGGUACCAGAGAAGUGCAGAUUCUUCCACAAGGAAGGCAUGGACGUCUGCGUGAGCCAUCAGCAGUGGCACGGGGUCUCUAAGGAGGCUUGCGCCAAGAGCGGUAUGGUCCUGCAUAGCUACGGCAUGCUGCUCCCCUGCGGCGUCGACAAAUUCCACGGCACGGAGUACGUGUGCUGCCCCCCCACCCACGCCGAGAGGCCCGCCCCACAGCCGCAGCCGUCUCAAGAGGAGGAAGACGAGGAGGGCGACAAGGAUGACGACGAAGAGGACCUGAUGGAGCUGGACGAGGAUGAGGACGAAGAUGAAGAGGAGGAGAGUGAGACCCCAGCUCAGGAACAACCAACUCGGAAGGUCGAGGAAGUGGAGGAUGACGAAGAUGAGGGAGAUGAAGAGGAGGAUGAGGAGGAGGAAGAAGAGACGGACUACGCAGACUAUGAGGGAGACAACGAUGAAGAGAAGGAGUCAAAGGAAAAGAACAGAGAGAGCCCACCUGCAGACUCAUCACUGCAGGAGGUCAAAGCCGUGUGCUCCCUCCCCGCCGAGACGGGGCCGUGCCGCGCCUCCAUGCCACGCUGGCACUUCGACUUGAGUCGGAAGAGAUGCGUGCGCUUUGUGUACGGGGGCUGUGCCGGCAACCGGAACAAUUUCGACUCUGAGGAGUACUGCAUGGAGGUCUGCAGGCUGAUGAUCCCGCCCACCCCUCAGCCCACCGACGAGGUGGACGUGUAUUUCGAGACGCCGGCCGACGACAAGGAGCACAGCCGCUUCCAGAGGGCCAAGGAGCAGCUGGAGAUCCGGCACCGCAACCGCAUGGAGAGGCUAAGGAAGGAAUGGGAGGACGCUGAACUGCAAGCGAAGAACCUCCCCAAGACGGAGAGGCAAACUCUGCUCCAGCACUUCCAAGCUAUGGUGGAGUCUCUGGAAGAGGAAGCAGCCAGUGAAAAGCAGCAGCUGGUGGAGACCCACCUGGCCCGCGUGGAGGCUAUGCUGAACGACAGGCGCCGCAUAGCGCUGGAGAACUACCUGGCAGCCCUGCAGGCCGACCCCCCCAGGCCCCAUCGCAUCCUGCAGGUGCUCCGGAGAUACGUCCGCGCCGAGAAUAAAGACCGCCAGCACACCAUCCGCCAUUACCAGCAUGUGCUGGCCGUCGACCCCGAUAAGGCCGCCCAGAUGAAGUCCCAGGUGAUGACCCACUUGCACGUGAUUGAGGAGAGAAUGAACCAGAGCUUGUCGCUGCUGUACAAAGUCCCGUAUGUGGCUGAGGAGAUCCAGGAUGAAAUCGAUGAGCUCCUACAGGAGCAGAAGGCAGACAUGGACCAGUUCCUGUCCUCUAUCUCCGAGUCCCAGCCCGACGUGACGGUGUCCUCAGAGGUGACUGUGGCUCGGGCCGGCUUGGAAGGAGAACCUUACCGGCCCUUCCAGGUCGACACGCUGGGUUCUCGGCAGGUGAUCGAGGGUCCACUUCCCGAUUCCCCACGCGCCAUCAAGAAAGGGUCUGGGAUCUCAGGCCUCGACGGGCUGAUCGGUGCCGAGGAGAGAGUCAUUAACAGCAAGGGGAAGAUGAACAACGACGUGGUGAUUGAUGAGUCUCUGGAUGUUAAAGAGGUGAUUUACAGUGCAGAGAGAGUCAACAGUGUGCAUGAUGAUGAGCUGGAAUCAUACCGGCCCCUGGGGGAGGAGUUUAGCUUUGGGAGCAGUGCUCUGAUUGGUCUGCUGGUAAUUGUUGUGGCCAUAGCGACAGUGAUUGUGAUCAGCCUCGUCAUGCUACGGAAGAGGCAGUAUGGCACCAUCAGCCAUGGUAUCGUGGAGAUUGAUCCCAUGCUGAGCCCAGAGGAGCGCCACCUGAAUAAGAUGCAGAACCACGGCUAUGAAAACCCCACCUACAAAUACCUGGAGCAGAUGCAGAUCUAGCUCAGGGAGCCAGGGGGCGCUGUGGAGCAGAGAGAAGAGCAGUCGAGGGCAAACAUACCACUAAACAAUAACAAUACUGUCCAAAAAAUAUUCUUCCUACAUGACGAUUGCAAAUUGUGUCACAUUAUAAACCUUAAUAAAAUCUAAGUAAUGCUACUAUGGUUUUAUCGUAGAACAGGUUACUUUUGUCCUCCCCCCUCUAAAAAGACAGCGUAACCAUUUAAGACUCUUGUGGAAUGUGAUUUGACAAAUUAUUCAACAGUGAAUGUUUCCAGAAUAAGGAAAAUUACUCAACUUGGGUUCAUUCAGUAUGUCGGGGUUUUUAAAUUGCCAGACCAAGUGUGCAAUUGGUUCACAACAACUAAAUGUAAUUUAAUAAGUUGUUUAAAAUUGUCAAAAUGUCUAAACCUAGAUUUUAAGGUUUUUUCUUUUCAUUUUAAUAGAUUGCUUGUAUAUGAAGGUUCUUUGUACUGAUUUUAAUGUAUAGUGAAACAAAAAGGGUUUUAUUUUUUCCAUUCUUUGCUAUUAACUACAAACUAAUGUAUUUCUUAAUACAAAUAGGUGUUACUUCAUUCCUCCUUUCCCCUCUCCCUAAAAAAGCUGAUGUGUAGGAUGCUGACUCAGCUUUUCUAUGUAGGAUGUGAUGGUAUCGAUAGGAACACCUCGGGGAGCGUGUAUGUGUGCGAGUCGAUGGGGCCGCACAGCCCUCCAACCUCAAGCUCCCUUACCAAGCACAGGCAAACGGAAGCCCUGUGACAUCACUCCUGAGCAUGACACUCCACUUCCUAUUCCGUUUGGAUGGUGACAGCUGCGUCUCCCUCAAAUGAUUUGCCAUUUGUUCAGUUUCAGUGAAACUGAUUCAUAAGGACCCUGGAAUAGAGGAAAUGAGGGAGGUUCUCGAUUUAAAAGACAUUUUCUGGCCCGACACAGUCUUGUGUGAAUAUAUCAGUGCCAACACUGGCAGCCAUAACAUUUUCAGUUCUCUGGUGAAAGAACGGCAACGAAAAAGCACCAUAGCACUGCACAUGUAUCACUUUAAAUUAUAAGCUCAUUAAUUUCUGUAUAAUACAGGGUGGAGCUCUAAUAUAUAACAAAUAAGAAAUUUACCGUUGGUUAUGUCUGGCAAAGGGUCAUUGAGGGCUGGAGGCCUGUACAGACCAACAGUCAGGCCCAGUCAGCAGGUCUAACGGAGGCACAACCCGUUUCCCAUGUAAAUGAUGCAAAGAGAGAACUGAAUUUCUUUUCACACAUAAUAAUGUCUUUGUAUGCCUGUAUAGUUGAUGUCGCUGUCGUGGCUUUUAUGGAAGACAACCUGUGGUGUGCAUUGUUCUUAUGACCUAUAUAUAUAUAUAUAUAUUUUCCAGAUUUGUUUUCUUUUUUAUUUCCUAUUCUGGAUUCUGUUCCCUUCCCGUGGCAGUACCUCCUAUGUAUGUGGCUGUCUCACUAUGCACCAAAAUGGCUUAAAACCUUGUAAGUACCUGUUUAGUUGCAGGAGGAGUAAGAAUGAUUACAAAUAUACAUACAUUUUAAAAUAAAGCAAAAUUAUGUUGAUUGCAGAGGUGGGGGCGCAUCAAUAAAUUCACUUUCUUCCAUA
Messenger RNA from Paramormyrops kingsleyae, 4152 nucleotides. RefSeq names its product amyloid beta precursor like protein 2. The record is from RefSeq and is a predicted model, not a curated record. NCBI's taxonomy places the organism in Eukaryota, Metazoa, Chordata, Actinopteri, Osteoglossiformes, Mormyridae. Gene Ontology annotation, molecular function: transition metal ion binding; serine-type endopeptidase inhibitor activity; heparin binding. Gene Ontology annotation, biological process: axonogenesis; central nervous system development. Gene Ontology annotation, cellular component: membrane.